AUGACCGGUGUUGAGUUCGGGGAGAUCUUUGAAGCAUCUAGUGUGGGAAGCCGAGUGCAUUUGUCAAAUGUUUCUCUGAUUCACCGCGUCCUGCCAAUCCGCCAAUGCCAGACUGAGACACAAAGCUCUCUUCCACCGCAGCGGCUCUUGGUGCUGCUAAAGGAGCUUUUUGAGAGAGUCCGGUUGGAGACACCAGGCCAGUUGGAGCCAAAGGCCCCUGAGCUGACUCUGAGCCUCCUAACUGCCGCAUAUGACAGGAAUGGAAGGGGUUUGAUCCAGCCUCGAUCAGCUGCAACGGCUUUGAUCGUUCUAUCGGGAGACAGCCUGGUCACCAAAUACAGAGGUCAGGGGACAUUAUUUCUCUGCCUUCUGCCUGGAGGUUUGUGCAGGGACUGCAGUAAUGCUGCGUUUUCCCCUUCAUUCCAGAUCUUGGCAGCAGUGGGAGAAAACUGUAAUCUAAACUAUGUGGAAACGGCAACACUUGGUUGUUUCAGUGGGGUUCUCACGGCAGCAAUUGGGGAAGAGAGAUUCCUGUCUUGGCUCCAAACACAACCCGCCAUCCUACUUUGGCUCCCCGCCUGCUACAGACUGUCAGUAACAGAAAUGGUUGCACACCAGGUCAAAUGUAACAUUUGCAAGACCUUUCCCAUCAUUGGACUAAGGUAUCAGUGUUUGAAGUGCCUGAACUUUGACAUUUGCCAGGUCUGUUUCUUCACUGGGCAGAUGAGCAAGCCCCACAAGAUGUCUCACCCUGUGAUGGAGCACUGCAUGCCGGUGUCGGCAAAGAAAAACACAAAGCUGUUCUUCCGCACCAUUCGAAACAAUCUGUUUCAAGGACGCUGCAAAAGGAAGGAAGCUCGGAGGAGGAAGGCCUUGAUGGUGACGGGAGAAGGAGACGUCCCUUCCCACAAUGCAGCACUGUACCUGAGGAAACAGCUGAACAGGUGGAAGGGCAAAGCACAGCUGCUUCACUCUGGCCAAGAAGACAGCAACCACAGGCUGCAAGCAAAGAUCCAGGACCUAAUAGCGAGCCAGGAAUGUCUAAUAGUGGAGCUGCAAAAAGUGAAGCAAGAAAUUAAGAAUAUUACUAAAUGUAAGGAGGAGCCCUUGAAAGCAAGAAGAUUCCCGAAUGGACCUGGUUGCUCUCUGUUAAUACCCUCUCGCUCAGGGUACUCCAGUGACAAGUCUUUGGAUCCCACCUCUGCUUGUCUGAAAAGGAAUUGGCCGGUAGACCCACAUACUGGUCUGUUCAGCAGGAACUUGGAAUCACUGAUGGUCCCACCAAGGACAGAGCCCUUCCAAAGUGCCAAGCCUGAAGAAGAAGACCACCGUCAAAGACCUGGGGCGAGAAGUGUUCCUCUAAUGCCUGAAAUGAGCCACCCCAACCAAAGUCAAAUCACAAGCCCUCGUUCUUCUGCUGCACAAGAGCCACCUCUUAGGGAGGAGGAAGAGGAAGAACUGCAACAGUUGAUGCUGAAGUUAAAAGAUGCCCUCUCCCUCCAGGUGCAACCAGACCAGCGUUCUGCCCUCCAGGAGGAAUUGCUUUCAGCAGCUGAACACGUUUCCAAGUCUUUCUCCAGUCUCAUCAGCCGAGUAAGUUUGCCUGCUAGGAAAUGUCAGUAUGCUGCAGCGUACUUCCCUGCCUAA
Molecule: messenger RNA, 1647 nt
Organism: Heteronotia binoei (common prickly gecko)
Lineage: Eukaryota; Metazoa; Chordata; Lepidosauria; Squamata; Gekkonidae
Gene: DYTN
Product: dystrotelin
Exons: 10
Coding region: 1-1647 (548 amino acids)
Biological process (GO): synaptic signaling
Cellular component (GO): plasma membrane
Molecular function (GO): zinc ion binding
Source: RefSeq, a predicted model, not a curated record